Fusarium vanettenii 77-13-4 is the source of this 2193-nucleotide messenger RNA. RefSeq lists its product as uncharacterized. NCBI's taxonomy places the organism in Eukaryota, Fungi, Ascomycota, Sordariomycetes, Hypocreales, Nectriaceae. The annotation marks the transcript as partial. Gene Ontology annotation, molecular function: phosphatidylinositol-4,5-bisphosphate phospholipase C activity. Gene Ontology annotation, biological process: lipid metabolic process; phosphatidylinositol-mediated signaling. The record is from RefSeq and is a predicted model, not a curated record. The transcript is spliced from 3 exons.
CGCCGGUCUAGGCGCGAGAAGCCCCAGCGCACGCCGACAAUGUCAAUAUUUGGCAACAACAUCCACUCCCUUGGCGACCUGGCGAAUCUGAUCGGAAUAACCACCGUCGCGUCCCCGCGCCAGGCACACGGCUGGCAGAAGCAACCGCAACCGCAACAGAAGCCGAAAGCUCCCGCGACCGAUGAAUGCUCCAGUAGGAGUUCCGCCCAACCAGCCGGUCCCAAUCCUGAAUUUCACCUCAGCGUUGCCAUGCAUGAAGCCCUCAGCCGUAUCUUCGACGAAUUGCGCGGCGCAGAUGCUCUCCUGACCCGAGCCAAGUUCGCCGAGUUUCUACAAAAUGUUCAAGGAGAGACCAAGGUGGACCUGAGCAAGGACAAUUACGCUCUGGGCGAGUUCCUCUACAUAUGGCACACAUGGUCUUCAGAGGCUAUCGCGCCCUUGCCAGAGAAGGAUCUGUCCAAGCCUCUCACCAACUACUUCAUCAACAGCAGUCACAAUACCUACUUGGUCGGGAAUCAACUGGCCUCGAGAAGCUCACCGGAAGCAUACAGAAACGUCCUUCUACGAGGUUGCCGUUGUAUCGAAAUCGACGUGUGGAACGGGGAUGCCGUUGUUUCGACGAGCAGAUCCAGGUCCCCUAAGGCGGACCACAAGCGCGGUCUGUCAGGUGAAUCAUUGCCCAACGCCGCCACGACAGUGCGAGAGGCCAUCGAGGACUGGUCGGGCAAUCGAUCUCGUAGUGCCAGCGCCAGCAGUCGACGGGAGACGGAACCCUCCCCGCGCUCAAGUACCCACCAGUUGCCGUUGGAGACACGCGAGUCUGGAGAUCGCCUUGAUGUUUCAAAGCCCGCGCGGACUCGACAGUCGUUUCCUAAGAGCGAGCCCAUCGUGACGCACGGAUGGACUCUCACCACCCCUUGCGGCUUUCGAGAGGUGUGCAAGGCUGUACGCGAGGUUGCUUUUGUUGACAAUGACCUGCCCAUCAUCGUCAGUCUUGAGGUACAUGCCGAUCCAGACCAGCAGGAGCUCAUGGUUCUCAUCAUGAAGGAGGAAUGGGGAGAGAUGCUUGUGGACAAGCCAUUCGAAGGCUGUGACCCCAGGUUUCAACUUCCCAAGCUGAGCGAGCUGCGCAACAAGAUCCUCGUCAAGGUCAAAAAGGCCCCAGCGAAGAUUGUCGUCCCACCCAGCACCAUAGACUUACCUGCCAUCUGCGCGAACGACGAAGAUGCCUCGGGAUCUGAAGACGAGGAGGCAUCCCAAGGAUCGGGCGCCUUUCUCCUGAGCACAAGCAGCAGCGCUCCUCCGCAGCCCAAGAGCUCUAAGGUGGCCAUCUGUGAGAGCCUCGGAAGCCUGGCAGUCUACACACGAAGUCAGCACUACAAGAGUCUCGCAACCAAGGAGGCCAAGAUUCCCCCUCACAUCUUCUCCAUUAGUGAGAACCGCAUCCUCGAGCUUCAUCAGAAGCAACAUCGUGACAUGUUCACCCAUAACAAGGGUUACUUCAUGCGUGCCUUUCCUGCAGGACGGAGGAUUGAUAGCUCCAACCCAGACCCAAGUCGUUUCUGGCGUGGCGGUGUUCAGAUGGUGGCUAUGAACUGGCAGAACUUGGACGAGGGCAUGAUGCUCAAUGAGGGCAUGUUUGCCGACGAGAAGGGUUGGGUUCUGAAGCCUGAGGGCUACCAGAGCUCCAACAAGUCUGCAGAGACCCAGAGCGAGGCCACUCCUGGUCGCACGAUGAACCUGAGGAUCACUGUCUUUGCUGGCCAACGCAUUCCCGUCCAGGCCGGUGAUGCUGCGGACCAUAAUCGUUCCGCCAGCACCAUCCGCCCGCUCAUCAAGGUGGAACUGCACGUCGACAAGCCAGACGAUGUUGAACGAGAUGGGCAGAUGCAGGAGUACAACUACAAGGGCAGGACGAGGUCCAGCAAGACGGAUCAUCCCGACUUCGGCCCCAGCGGCUCGACGCUCGAGUUUCUCAACACACCAAGAGUGGUGGAGGAGCUCAGUUUUGUCAGGUUUAAGAUCGAGGACGACUCUUCCAAGCUUGGCAGCUCGCCACUUCUUGCUUGGGCUUGCAUUCGUCUAGACCGCCUGCGCCCAGGCUAUCGAUUGAUCCGCCUUAUGGACUCGACGUGUCACGCGGUGCCCGGUGGGAAGCUGUUCGUCAAGAUUGACAAGACCUUUGUCGGAUGA